AUUGUAUGAUUUGGUAUAAAAUAAUUUGAACCUACAAAACUAACACAAAUAAUUAUUGAUAAACUUUUCAAUAAAAUGAAAAAUAUAGCUUAUCAUUAUGAAUCAAGACUUUAUACCAGACUCUCCUGACUCACAAUUAAGUGAUAUUUCAUUCCCUUCUCAUGUAAGUGGAUUUGAAUCAUUUAAUUUUGGAGAAGUUUCAAAAGGAGAAGAAGAUACAGAUAAUGAAACUUUAGAUACAAGGGAAAAAACUAUUAGCAAAUCCAAAUUUGAUAAACGAAAAUCAGCAUUACAGAAUGAAGCCACUCACAGUUCUUUAAGCGCAUUUUUAAAAGUUUCUACUCCUCCAAAAUCACUCUCAGCAUCACAGUUUAAUACACUUAAUGAAUCUUCAAUGAGUAAACUAGAAGCUAUGCAAGCAGGUAUACAAGAUAGUUUUCUGAGCUCUCAAUCAGAAGAUAAAGGGAAAAAACUACAAGAGUUUUUGGAUGAAGCCAGAUUCACAUCUGACAGAAAAGAAAAUGAUAAGGUUUCAUUAAGUGAAGCUAUUGAAAAAUCCUCAAAUGUUAUUGAAAAACAAUAUCGUUCACUUUUUGAUAUAACUGAAGCAAAUCAAACAGACAUGGAUAGUCUUUUUCUAAAAGAGGUGCGAGCUCGUUUGCAGAUGUCAAAAGCAGAAGUAAACGAAAGUUCUUUUAUGGACAACAUGACUUUGAAAGAUUUGGAAGAUAAUGAUGAAAAUUCUGAUUAUAGUCGAGCCGAAAUUGAGGAGCUUGAGAAAAGUCUUGCAGUUGUUUUUAGAAGAACAGAAAAUUCAGACAAUAUCUAUAACAGAGAACACAUUGAAAGUGUCCAAAGGCCUAACUUGGAUGGAAGCAGCAGUGGUAGCGAUAGCGACAGUGUAGCUAGCAGUGCAUCAAACUUUGCUCGGUCUGGUUUGGGCACUGGCAUUUUGGCGCAUCAAAUUGAAAGAUCUAAUUUGCCAGAGUUAGGAAAUCUUCAGUUGAUGACUAUUCCUGAGCGUCAAACUGCUGAAGGUAGGGAUACUGGGCAAGAAGAAGAUGGUGAUGGAGGUGGAUUGGGUGAUGGAAGCAGUGGAAACAGUUAUAGUGAUACUGGAGGUGGAGAUGGUGGCGAUGGAGGUGUGUCUAUAAGAGGCUCACAUUUGGUUACGAAUUCAAACUUUAAUCGACCAAACAACUCUGACGAGCAAAUCACUCCUACAAACCGUGAAAGACCUGUUGGUGGUUCUUCAAGCCAGGAGCGCCAAGUACAAUUUUCUUCAUAUAUUCAGAUGCAACAGGCUUCAGUGACAAGUACAAGUGAUUCAGGAGUCACAAAUCAAUCAAGUUUGUCCGAGAAAGUGCAAGAAAUGGAUAGUCAAGAUUCUCGUCUUUCAGCUCGUUUUUUUUUGGCUGCCAGUACACCUUUUAAAGAUCAAAGUACUUUGAACUGGUUGCAUCAAAAUAGUUUUCACAAAUCAACUCAAGAAGUAAUGCAGCAAGAUUAUACUAUGGAUACACCUAGUUCUACAGUAAUGGGAAAACUUCGACAGUUGCAUGGAGAAGCACCAGACUGGACUUUUAACUCAACAACUAUGAUGGCAACAAAAUUAAAUCAAAGUGGGAAUGGACAAUCUGAAAAUGAUCAAACUAUUACUAAUAAAAAUCUUUAUCCAGAUGCUGCCAAUGCUUCCAAGUUCUUAAAAUAUUCUAUUGAGAAGUCAAAUAAUCCAUUUGAAGCAGCACGUUCAAAAGUUAUGAAGAAUCCGCUUGAAAGUAUGUCUGAAAAUGAUAAUGAGCAAGACUUGGGUAGUUCAUUUACAAGUGAAGAAUUUCAUAAUAAUCAAGAUUUGGAGGAAUUGCUCAUGGAAGAUGAAAGGAUAGUUGCACAAAAUAAUAAUUCUAUAUACAAGGAGUCAGAGAAAAGUGAAGUGGAUUGGUCAACAAAUUCUGGAUUGCUUGUUUCUUCAUCUGAGUAUGUUGGCAGAGUUAGUAACUAUUUUAAAGUGAAGUCUAAUGAGUUAGGAAACCUUUCAAAGACUGAUGGUCCCAGGCCAAAAUUUUCUGAUGACAGCCACAUAAUAAAGACUCCGCCAUCAUUAGAUCCAUUGCCAUUAUUAAAACCAAAAUAUUCUUUUGAUAAAGAUAAAACAUUUUCUGUUGAGAGGGUUACUAACCAAACUUCUAAUCAGGAAAAUUCUGGUCUUUUAUCAAAGUGUGAAACACCCAAAUCACAUUACACUAUGAAAAAGCAAAAUUGUGAUAACACGCUACAGAAGCAAAAGAUAGCAAAUGAGCCAAUCAAAACAAGUUCUAAUCAAAGUCUCAAUAGAUUUCCAGAAGAUUUUCAGGCUUUUGUUCCAAAAACUAAAAAUGAAGCGAGUAGCUUGUUUAAUGACAUCCAAGAACGAAGAGUAAGUGUGCUAGGUUUAUCAAAUAGUCAAAUUCUUGAACUUGCAAAUUGCAUAGCGACUAUGACUGGGAUUAACUUAAGUCUUGUUUAUAAAGUACUCAAUAUUCUGUCAAAGGAAACAAAAUUAACAGAAUCUAUGGAAAAUCUUUUAAAAACUGAUGUAGAAAAAAGUAAACAAAUACAAAAAACAACAUCUGUAAGCAGUUGUGUCAACAGCAUUUCAAAUACAUCACCAAUUUCAAAUGCAUCAUCUGUUUUAAAUACAUCACCUGAAUUGAAAUCAUUAGUGAUGCCAUUAGGACCAGGGCAACAUUCAUGGGCUAAUGGAUCUGAUGUAUUGCAAAACUCUGCUGAUCUAAAACGUGCUAUUAGUUAUCCCAAUGAGGGGAGAUUUCAUAGUACCCAACCUGAAGUUGGAAACAUUCAAAAUCCUUCUUACAAAAAUUACCCUUUAACAAAUUAUUCAUCGCAAGAUAAUAUUUAUUUUCCAAAACAACCAGAUUUAGGACUUCAAAGCAAAUCAAGUUUUUUUUCUCAAAAUCCUGUUUCACUUCCUGAAAGUUUAAGAAUUAAUGAACUUCAUUUACUUCAUCAACGGGAGAAAUUGUUUGAAGCUCAUCCAAUUUCUACAGUAAAAACAAAUAGCCUAUCUGAAUUUUACUCAGAAAGCUUGCAAUCAGCAACUGAUAUAAGAAGACAUCAUUCGACUGAGUAUUUAAAAAAGCAGCAAUUAUCUGAGAGUGUUAUUUUUCCUUCUGAAGUAAACUUUGAAGUUAUUUGUGUGGGUAUUGCUCAAAGUAAAGUCUUUCAAUUGCAUAACUCAAAUAAUUUCUGGUUGCAAUGUCAAAUUCAUUCCGUGUUACUUGUUCAUAAUGGAAAAGAGGUUGAUAAAGUUUCUGAGAAACCAUUUAAGUUUCCCCCGAAAAUCCAGCUAGAGCCACACGCUUCAGAGGAUCUGAAGAUAAAGUUUUAUGCCUUUCAUCCAGGAACCUAUGUUAUGAAAAUUGAAGUUCUUGUUGCACCACUAACAGCAGAACAUGCUCCUUUACGUUGGACACGAGUAGGAGGUCUAAUGGAUGUAACAGCUGUUGCUGAGUCUCCUGAUAUAGAAGUUUUAUUAGGUGAAAAAAAAUUUAUUGAUUUUGGACUUUUAGGAUAUGGUGCCAAUACCACACAAAGUUUGUGCAUUUUAAAUAAAGGACGAGCUGAUGUACCACUUCAACUAUGCAUAGCUUCUGGCACAGCGUCAUCAAAAUACUUUGCAUUUGGAAUGACUAAAGCAGAGAGUUAUCCUCAAAAUUUUCAUUCAAUUGUAGCAUUUGGACAGAAACAACCUGGUAUCGCUUUAACACCAGCAGUAGUGACUCUGAGGUUUACUGCUCCUGAAGUAUCAAAACAAUCAUUAGGGUGUGAAGAAAUCUCUUGCCAAAUUGACAUACAAACUGAAACAGAUCCUGUCAUUCCUAUAACCAGUAUAACAAUGAAAGCUAAAGUUGGUAAACCAAAGCUUCAUUCAUUAAAGACACUGCAGGUUAUAGAAUUUUCAUGCAAUGUUGGUGAAACAGCAGUUAGAAUGAUACCUCUUCGAAAUGCUGGUACUAUUUUGAUGGAUAUUGAAGCAAAAAUAGUUGAAUCAUUUGAUGAAUUCUCUGUGACUCCAGAGCGCCUUCAAAUCAAACCUGAUAAUGAAUUAAAUUUGAAAGUUGUUUUUAAACCAAAGAAGGCUACAUCAGUAAAAGGGAAAUUAGUCGUGUCAUUGUUACUUGAUGGUGAUCAAUUUGAAUGGAUUCUACAUGGUACAGCAUGUUUUAACAAUGUUAUUAGUAGAAAUGAGGUUCCUUCUUUGCUGUGUAAUAAAUUAGCGCUUAAUUGGGGUGGAGUUGAAAUAGGACAAUCUCGGCAACAAAAGCUUGUUUUACGAAAUUCUUCUGAGACGCAAGCUUUAUACCUCAGCAUUGCUGUUUCAGAUGCCUACUCAAGUUUUCAAAUUCAACACAGUCAUGAAUUAGAAAUUAAAGAACUAAACAGAUUUGAAGUAGUUUUGAAGCCACAAGCUGAGCAGCCUGUCUAUGUUCUUUUCAUUCCAUCCAAGUUAGAUUUUGUGUCUAGUUCUCUUGUUCUCCGUGUUAUCAACAGUUCUACAAAGUUUGUAAUUCCAUUAUCUGGGUAUGGUGGAACAAGCAGUCUUGAAAUAAAAGGAGCAAAGAGUGUGAAUGAUAAGCUCUUUAUCGAUUUAGGGCAAAUUAAAUGUGGCAAGAAAGCAACAGCAACAAUAAUUGUUCGAAAUAAAGGAUCACGUACAGCAUUUGUGUCAAUUAAUUGUUUUUCAGAUAGCACAUCUCAAACUGGCACAUCACCCAUCAGAUACCCAGAAAGUAAAAUGGACAUUUCACCAAAUAAUUUUAUAUUAAAAGAAUACUGUACCGAACAAGUGACAAUGGUUGUUGACAUAAUAAAAGAGUUUCAAGGUGCCUUUGCACAUCUUAUUAUUGUAUCUGGUGAUGAAAUUUUAAGGCAACAGUAUAAGAAAAGCAGAAAACGAUCAAAAGAUAAACAUUUUAUCACACCAUUCAAACUGGAACUUGGAACAUGCUUAGAUAAAGGUUUUUUGGGAGAAGAAUUGGUUAAUAAUAAUUUGGAUUAUUCAGGAAUAAUUGAUUGGGAAAGUUUUUUUGCUGGAAACGUUUCAAUAAACAAUGUUACCUUACUUGCUUCAACAACUCAAUUUAAUGACAGUUCAGAGCACCUUAAUAACUUAAAUGAUGUCAUAACCCAAUUUACUCCUGCUCAAAAGCUGAGUUUAAAAAAGGGUACUUCUGAUUCUAAAAUUGCUGAAACCAACAAAAAGAUAUUGUGGGAAGUAAAACCUGUUGAGUUAAUUUUGAACGCUUCAAAUAAAAAUCAGAAUGUGAAGCUCCAGCUGAUUAAUUAUUCUGAUGUUAAUCUUUCCUUUGAAUUCAUAUGGCCCGCUCAAACACUUAUCAUAAAUCCAUGCAAGGAAAAAAUAGCAGCCAAAAGUAGUUUAGGCAUUAGAAUUGGUAUAAAACCUUCAUUUUUAUCUCAACCAGAAGAUGUUCCAUGGUCUGGUAGUUUAUACAUUCAGUGCAACAAUGAACAAAAGGAAGUAAAAGUUUACAUUCGAAAUGAUGUUAUCAAUGAUCUUUCUCCAUAUAUAUCUUCUACAGAGAUGAAUCCCCUUGAAGUACAAGAUGUCUCUUUCAUACCACACCAGCAUCAAAACAUCAAAGAGUUAGAACCUGUUGUUAUUAUUUCACCAUGUAUUCUUGAAUUUAACAAUACUAAUGUUAAUAUGAGUGAUGAAUCUCUUAUCUCUGUACAAAGCCUUUUUUCAAAACCAUGCAGAUGGAUUUUGUCAUCAAUUGCUCCUCCAUAUUUUAAAAGCACAAAUGGAAGAGGUGAAAUUUUGCGAACCACUUACUCUGCUUUUCGUUUUGCUAAACAUUCUGGAAAGCUUAGUGAAUACCAAACAAUUCAGCUAUCAGUUUCAUUUCAUCCUCGAUCAUUGGGUGUUUACUCACAGUUCUGGGAUUUUGAGAUAAUGUAUGAAGGAAAUCAUCUUUCUAAAAAACAUAGGAUAGAACUUGUUGGAAAGGGUGUUCUCAGUGAUGACGAUAUUUCUUUAAAGAAAAUUGGAACUGCUAAACCAAUUCUGCAUUCCAUUAUUAAAAGCACUGAUAUCAAUGGUAAUAUUCAAGAAGUUGAUUCACAAGAAAACAAUUCAAACAAUGAUAAUAUGCCAAGCAAAGUAAAUAUUAUUCCACAAAAUUCACUAAAUGAUGGAUGUGUUUUUGUAAAAGAUGAAAAUAUUUUAUUUAAUGAAGUUGCUGUUGGUGAAACCAAUGAACAAAAAUUUCGACUGUGUAAUGAUAGCAAUGAAAUGCAAAAGGUUAGAGUUUCUGGGUUUCAGCCACCUUUUUCAUUGAUACCAAAACAUACACGACUUUCCAUUAGACCAAAAAGUUACAUACGUGUUCCUGUUUACUUUUCUCCUACUUUACCGAAGACAUCGUACGAAGGUUUGUUGGUCGUUUCUCCUGAACAAGGAAACCCACUCAGCGUAAAGUUAAAGGCAGUUAGCAAAUAAGUGGUAAUGUUUUUCAUCAUAUCUCCGCCCGAUCAAAUUGUAUCUAUCAUUCAAUCAAAUCAACACAACGUGUGACGUGGGAAAAUUCGCUUUAGAAAAAAACCACUCUGGGUUUUUAAACUACGCGUUAUAAUACAAAGCAAGUAUUAUAAAGCAAACAACAAUGAAACAGUUGACAUAACAGCAAUGAAAUAAAAAGUUAACAACAAAAAUAACAGAACAACUUAAAACAAAAUGUGACAAAAGUAUCAACUGAACAAAUAAAUUGAAACAAAAUGUAACAAAAGGAAAAAACAAUCAAACUAAAUUGAAGCUUAACAUAAUUAUCAACUGAAUCAGUAAACCAUUUAAUGACGAAACUUUUUCAAAAAGAAAAAGAAAAGAUAAAAAAAAACUAAAAUAAAAAUAAACGAAGUUUUUGACAUUUUACUUUGUUUUUAUUUGACUA
This is a messenger RNA of Hydra vulgaris (swiftwater hydra), 6968 nucleotides long. RefSeq names its product centrosomal protein of 192 kDa. Gene Ontology annotation, molecular function: protein kinase binding. Gene Ontology annotation, cellular component: pericentriolar material; cytoplasm; centriole. Gene Ontology annotation, biological process: centrosome-templated microtubule nucleation; centrosome duplication; centriole replication. Lineage: Eukaryota; Metazoa; Cnidaria; Hydrozoa; Anthoathecata; Hydridae. The record is from RefSeq and is a predicted model, not a curated record.